Symbiodinium sp. CCMP2456 is the source of this 912-nucleotide messenger RNA. The record is from the annotation of a GenBank genome assembly. NCBI's taxonomy places the organism in Eukaryota, Dinophyceae, Suessiales, Symbiodiniaceae.
AUGCUGCAAGCUGCUGUAGGCCAAAGCAGCUUUCCGGCUCCAGAGCUGGCCAAGCAGGUGUUGCUGAUGUUGACGGUGACAUCGAAUGCUCGUGACAGUCUUGCCUCGUAUGAACGAUUGGCUCCUACGGCGGCCCAGCGUGUGCGGAGAGAUGCUUCCUGCAUCAAUCUCGCGAAUGUCACCAAGAUCUUCCUGAACUUCGAAAAGACGAAGACGGCUCUCGGUGAAGGAUUGAGCAAGGUCCGGGAGGAGAUCAGCAGCGCUGAGGCGGGCGUUCAGGAGCUGGUCGGUGCUUUUUUGGCAAUCCCCCUCGACCAACACAUAGCCGUAGACUGGCAUGUGCUGGUCGAUGCUUUGAAUGUGCUUGGCCAGUCGAUUGUCGAGAGAAUUUCUACGGCAGUCAGCAAAACUGAGAGCAUCGUGCAGGGCAAGCACAGUGGCGGCAAGGAUGACUGGCGGCAUCAACUCCCGGCAGGUGCCGAUGGUCCGGCAGUGCUUCGCAUCGGCGCAGAGGCGUUGAAGAACGUCGAGGGCAAGACAUUGGGUGAUGCCAUUGAAGUGAUGGAAGAGGUGGCAUUGUGUGUGUCGAAGGCUGCCGAGCAGGCGCAGAAGAGCUACGGUGCCGUGGUCAAGUGCUUGCGAAAGCAGUCCGACAGUGUGGAGCUCAUUGGAUGGAAUGCUCUCGAGGAGAACUCCAAAAUGCUCCAGAGCUCCCUGAAAACUUUCCGCAUGGCAUUCUGUGAGGGCUUGGUGAUUUGGGCUGCCACCUCAGCACCCACAAAGGCGAUCAUGGCAAGCCUUCGAGCCCAGGAGGCCCUCAUUGCUGGUGAAGUCAUUGAUGAGGCAUGCAUGCAGCCGAAAAUCUUGGAGAAGCUGCGUGAGCUUUUGGCCCGCGGAACGGCACUGGCCUAA